This is a messenger RNA of Limulus polyphemus (Atlantic horseshoe crab), 1945 nucleotides long. It is a transcript of the gene eIF2beta, whose product is annotated as eukaryotic translation initiation factor 2 subunit 2-like. Gene Ontology annotation, molecular function: mRNA binding; translation initiation factor activity; translation initiation factor binding. Gene Ontology annotation, biological process: translational initiation; formation of cytoplasmic translation initiation complex; formation of translation preinitiation complex. Gene Ontology annotation, cellular component: eukaryotic translation initiation factor 2 complex. The record is from RefSeq and is a predicted model, not a curated record. Bases 452 to 1495 code for a protein of 347 amino acids. The transcript is spliced from 9 exons. Lineage: Eukaryota; Metazoa; Arthropoda; Merostomata; Xiphosura; Limulidae.
CUGAUGCAACCAAUCCUGCAGACCUCGUUACAGGACCUGUGCUAUUUUGUAGUUUUACAUCUGCUGAGAUUUGGGAGUGAAAUAAUUUAAUAAGUCGUCGUAAUUUUUAAAAUAUUGUGUUAAGUUGUACCAAUUUAAUUAUUAUAUUCGUCUGUUUUGAAUUAUUGGGUACAACUUACAGUUAUAUAAACAACAUAAUUUUUAUCGCUCUUUACAAUAAACGAAGCUGUUAGUAAUACUAGUGUUAAGUGUUACUGUAAUUGUAAACUUAAAGUGUAAGUGUUAGAAAACGGCGUAAAACUUUUAUUAUAACAUUGAUUGAAUUAAAAACUGAAGAUUACUAAAUAAAUAGUAGGUCUCAGGAGUAAGUAGUAAGUUUGGGCAAUUAAAAAUUCUACUACUUUUGAAGAAACGAUUACAAAGCCUGAGUAAGUGAGUUGAAACUUGAAAUAUGGCAGAUGAUGAAGCAAUUUUUGACCCUACUAUGAAAAAGAAGAAGAAAAAGAAGAGGACUCCUUUUGAUCUUGGUAGUGGAAUUGAUGAUGGCCCUACAACAGUUGAUAAUACUCCUGUUGAAUUAAAGGUUGAAAAUGGAGUUGAAAAAGAAGAUCCAGACAAAGAAAACAAGGAUAAUGAAGAUAGAGAAAAUAAAGAUGAUGAUGCACCACUUGACUUGGAUGAUUUUACUGGUGUAAAGAAGAAGAAAAAGAAGAAGAAAGUAUUUGGUCUAGAUGAGUUAGAGAGUGCACUUCCUAAUUUAGAACCAAAAGAAGAACAAAUUCAUCAAGUUAGUGAAGAAAAAGAUGAUGAUCUUGGUGGGUUGGAUGAAGAUCUUGACUUCAGCUUACCAAAGAAGAAGAAGAAAAAAAAGAAGAUUUCUUUUGAUGAACUAGAAGUAGACUCUUUCCCUCAGGAUGAAGAUGAAGACACAGAAACAACAUUUGAACUUGAAGGAGAGACAAAGACAUCCACUGUGGCAGCACCUGGUCUAUGGAUAGGAACAGAUAGAGAUUAUACUUAUGAUGAGCUUUUAAACAGAGUUUUCAAUAUUAUGAGGGAAAAGAAUCCAGAUAUGGUCGCAGGUGAAAAACGGCGAUUUGUCAUGAGGCCACCUCAAGUUAUCAGAGUUGGAACAAAAAAAACAUCCUUUGCUAACUUCCUGGAGAUAUGCAAAAUGUUACAUCGACAACCGAAACACUUACAAGCAUUUCUUUUGGCUGAGUUAGGUACCAGUGGUUCAGUGGAUGCAAAUAGUCAACUGAUCAUCAAGGGUAGAUUUCAACAGAAACAAAUUGAAAAUGUUUUAAGAAGAUAUAUCAAGGAGUAUGUCACUUGCCAUACCUGUCGGUCUCCAGAUACUAUCCUACAGAAGGACACUAGGUUGUUUUUCUUGCAGUGUGAAACUUGUGGAUCUAGGUGUUCGGUAGCCAGCAUCAAAUCAGGUUUCCAGGCUGUCACAGGAAAACGAGCAGCAAUUCGAGCCAAAAAUGCCUGAUAGGCCAUAUGCUUAUUAUGGUUAAAUUUCUUAUAAGGUAUUGAUUAUAGCCUCAAAGUCUGCCAGACUACCGUUGGUUACAGUUCUUAAUGCAUUAAAAGCAUGUGAAGUUGAAUUCUCAGAAAUUUAAUCAUAAACAAACAAAACAUGGUUAUUAUGGAAGCUUGUGUUUCAUAUUUGGUUACAGAUGAUACAGUAAGAAAAAAAAAAGAUUUUAUUAUUAAAACAUUAAUUUUAACUACUAAGGAAUACGUGGAAAAAGUUUCAAAUACAUCAUUUGGAUUUCAGUAGAACUAGCUGAAACUUUCUAAAAAAAAACUAAAACUUGGUCAAAAACAAGUUAAGAUAGUUUUAUUUUCAAGGGUAAAGUGUUCAAAUUUCUUAUGUUGGUGACAGCAACGAUGUACUUGUUAUGUACCAUUCAAUGUGGGAAUAAAUGGUUUCUGAUUA